Molecule: messenger RNA, 8026 nt
Organism: Cinara cedri
Lineage: Eukaryota; Metazoa; Arthropoda; Insecta; Hemiptera; Aphididae
Source: the annotation of a GenBank genome assembly
AUGGUCCAAGGUUACGAUUCGUAUGAAGACGUUGAGAAGAAUGAAGUAGCAGGGAAUGAUGGAGCCGGUAGGCGAUCGCUGCAAAUUAGAGCUUACGAUUACUCACGGAUAUGUAAAAUGCACGGGUAGACCGUAUAUUUGAAUGCACGUGUAUUAAACCGCGUGUUUAUUACUGUACGCGUAUUCAAUAAUACACGUGUGCAUAAUAAUGUCCGCAAUUUCGACGUGGACCCUUGCGCGAUCAUGCCCAGUGACGUAGAAUAUUAAUAUGCUGAUUAAACUCAACAUAAUUUUAUUCGAAUAAAAUCAUAGAUGUUCAGCAUGAAUAGUAAAAGUUCCAUUGGAUAAAAGGUUUGUUUUUGAGUACACGCGUGUUUUUAAAUACACGUACAUUAUUAAAUGCACGUGUAUGAUUAAAUAUCUGAAUCAAUGCACGGGUUUCAUAAUUACACGUUUGCUAACAAACUAAUUAUAGAAUUGAUUACAGAAAAUAAGAAGAUAUUCACUCUGUGAAUGUACUUGCACUAAUAGCGCCCACACUCUGCGCUGGUAAAAAUUAUUUUCUUCCAAGUGGAUGAUUCGUCUUUUUUUAUACGACUAGUCGAGUUCUUUAAUAAUGCGAUUAUUCGACAUCGUUGUAAUGUCGUAUCAUAUACGAUUCGUAUAUAAAGACGGGCAAAUAAUUUCUCAGGGACAUCUGUAUAGUAACCGAAUUCGUAUAAAAUGUCGAAAUUUCGUCUUACAACGUAUAUGUUCUCUGCACACGAUUUUCCGUGUCACCGUUACGACGCACUCAUGUCUUAUAAUGUAUCUAUGCCACUUUUCCCGCGUUUUAUAUUUUCGACGGUCGGAGUUUAUUUCUUAUAACCGUGAAUUUUAAAUGGUUCAAACACGCUAUGUGAACUAUGUUAUUGAACCGUAUGGAUUCACUCAAAAUAUUCUGGUACAAUUUUUAAACGGGAAAUAAUUGUGUUACGAAUCAUGUGUCUUCGACAUUAAACGGAGGCUGUGAAUGUGCAAAUGCAUCGAUUGAUAUUAAAUAGUUCAAAAAAAAAUGUAUGUACUUUCGGUUUGUUCACAAAAUCUUUGUGACCGUGGUGCUCUAAAAAUUAAUGUGCACAGUUCGUAAACGGUAUUGACGCACAAAGUAAGUAUGUUUGUUCAAGGGGGUGACGUCAUUUCAUGUCACUCGAAUCUGCCGUAAGCAUUUUUAUUUUGGCGGAGGGGCUACAAAAAGGAGAGUAAUGGAUAUAGGGUAGAGCAGGAGCCCAGAGUAAGUAUACUCUAUUGUGUGUUUCGAGUAGGUAGAAAAUGAGAAGGUUCUAAGUCAAAUUCUUCAAAAAGUUUCUGCAUUUUUUCGUCUCGUUUUUGUGUUUUUUUUUUACUUACGGUGCAAUAUAAUCUACAACACGGUUAUUGCACAGAUAUUUGAAUCCGAAACGUGGAAUUUCGGUAUACUAAAUGAUCAAAAACACCGUUCAAUAAACAAGAUUUCCAGCGCAUCGUCUUGAACCGAAAGUUACUGAAUAAUGAAUACAAUCACCGCACUGAAAAUGUAACCAGGCUGUGUUCUUUCUGGCGUGCUAUUUUUUUUUUUUUGUCGAUCGUUCAACUUGAAAACUUGUCCAUAAAAACGUUAACGUGCUCGUACUUUCUUACGGCAAUAUCAUUGAUUUUACAAUAAUAAUAUAAACUGUAUAUACUUACGUAUAACUAUAUAUUUUUAUAUACGCAGUAAAAGCGUAAACCGACGAGCUCGCCGGUUGUCGGUUGAACAAUUACCAUUAAUAUUGAUAUUGUUGACGCGGAAAAACGACGAAAUUCAACGUCGACGAGGUUUCGGGAUAAAAAAAAAAACCACCUAAACACGAAUGUUCGACGUAGUUUCGUAUCGUUAAAAAAAAAAAAAAGAAAAGAAAAGUAAUUUCGAAUAUAAUGGGGGGCAAAAUAAACGGCGACUCAUAACUGUGCCCCCCUGCACAAAACGACGACAAAACGUUAUUACCAUCGCGUAACUGCUGUGUUCAAAGGAGUUUAACAUGGAACGGUUAUGUAUAGAAGGUAAUAGGUAUACAUUUCGGACGGACGAAAAUAUUUAAUUUUACGACGUCUUAAAACGACACCCAUUUCCACGUCGAUAACCGUUUUUAAACAUUCCCCUACGCGGUGACACGUGUCGACAAUGUUUUUGUAUUCACACUGUAAUUCUGUGACCGACAUGAAUCGAAAGACCAUACUUUUCGGCCGACAAAUAGUAUUGCCUUGUUAUUUUGGUUGGGUUUUUUUUUUUUUUUUUUUUUUUUUUUGAUGGGUGUUAGUUAAAAUUGUAUUGCAUUUUUUUCAAAAAUUUUUAAAUUUAACAAUUCACAGUCUGUUCAUCGACGAUUAUCGUUUGCCGAAUAGGACAACGCGUAUCGUUGGUUUAAUUAUUGUCGAUCGUUAACGGUGAACCGUUUGUGUAUUUGGUCGAAUUAUGUUUUCGAACCGAUUCGGAACUAGUCUAGUGAACGAAAGUAAAACGAUUACAGUAGUAACCAUUAAAGAACUGGAGAAUCUUCGAUACAUUUGUUUUAUAUUGUUAAAAACUUUUUUCGAAGUUAUAGGUUCCAUUACUAUCUUCGUACCCAUAUACCACAUACGGUCGUACGCCCAUGUUUAUAAGAUGUUUUGCUAACAACUAUAAUACUCGGGUCGUCCAUAUCUUGUCCGUCCAUUAGGUAAUAGGUAACUAUUGUGAUGAAUCCGAUGUGCAACGCGUCACAUAUCUUGGAUUUUGGUUCACUGUUCUAAUAAAUUACUUUGAUUUCGCAAUAACAUCAAGAAAUAUUCUUUCUGGUAAUAAUCUCCAUGUGGAUAUUCUCUUUUCGUCGCUUUAGUAACUCGGUAUUUGAAGUUUUUCGGCCUACGGCGGAAUAUAAUAGUAAUAAUAAUAAUAAUAAUAAUAAUAUGGUCACCGCAUAUUAUCUGAAAACCCCCGGGAAACUGCCGACACGGUAACGUUUUGUCAGGUGCGGUUUAGUGGUUAUUUCGGAUUGUUUUUUUCGGGCUACCGCCGGGAAGUUUGCUAUGUAAUAGUGUUGCAGUCACAGUCGCGGUCUCGUACCAUAGUUCUUACAAUAUUCGUGUCGGAGUCAAGAACCCGAAAAUACAUGAACGUCUGGCAAGUUUACGAUCCAUGAAAUUUACGAUCGUUCGAGACGGUAAUAAUAAUAAUAAUAAUAAUAUUAUUAUUAUUAUUACAAUUAAAGAUCUCUGAGGUUACCUACACUACACCGAAAUAUUACGGGCAAGGGACAAACAAUAAACGACAGCGAUAGCGGAUCGGAGGGGAACCAGAACGAGGACCUAGGUUGCACUUAACUUUUACACGACGUCGACGAUAAUAUUAUGUUUCCAAAUUAUUUACGAUCGACCGUAACCCAACCUCAGACCUAACGCUGGAGGAUACAUAAUAUUUUGCGACGGAAGACAAAAGGCGAGUGUCUCAUUGCAGCAAUAUUUUUGAUUGCGUUAUUACUUAACUAAUUAUAUCAAAUUUAUACCAUAUCUGAUAUCAUAGAUUAAAUAAUAUCUACGUGCGCAAUGUUAACAUUGAACCGUAAUAAAGUCAUACAUUUAUAAUAUAUGUAAUUAUUAUAUUAUGCUAUAUUAUAAUAGUUGAACGGAAUCACCAGAGCUGUUUUACAUCUAUUUGUAGAAAGUUUAUCAGGAUCCGCCACAAAGUCUAUUAAAAAUAUAAAAUGUAGAAAUUUACUUUCCUGAAAUUAUUAACUCUUGACUGUGUUAUUUAUCUCAAUAAAAAAUAAUUCUCAAUAAUUGUUUGUUAUUUUGUAUUCAAUUUAUAUUUGCAAUUCUAAUAAAAAAUUGUUUUUAAAAUGUAUUUAUUAUAAUGUAAUCUGAAAUAAAGUACCCAACAUGUAACAAAAAGAUUACACAAAAAAAAUCUAACGACAAUUUUUCGAAUAAAUUAUUAUUAUUAUUGUUUAUUAAACGCCGUAGCGGCAAUUUUACACAGUAUACAAAAUAUGGUAACUAGUUGUAGGUGAUUAUAUAGGUACAAUAUGCUAGCACAUAUAAAUAAUUAAAAGACAGAAUUAAUUUAAUAUAGCGAAUUAAUAAUUCGAAAAAAAAAAAUUUGAAUUUGUAUUCCUAUUAUAAUUAUACUUUAGGACAUAAUGUAACCAUAUUAGUAUAUGGAAAAACUGGAUCAGGUAAAUGGGUACACAUUUUGAGGACACUGAUACCGUAGAAGAAAAAUGUUUUACUCCAAGAGUUUUUCAACAUAUUUUUAACGAAGUUCAAUAAAAGGCAGAAAAUUUCCAUCUGUGAGUUGGGUAAAGUGAAGACGAUCUUAUGAUGUAUUUAUAAUUCAUAUUUGCUACAUCCAUGGGCGUCUACUUGAAAGGGGGCAAGGAGGGGAUACGUCCUCCUGGAUUUUCUGGGUCUGUUAUACAUUUAUUUAUUAUAGUUAUUAUACAUACUAAUGUAGGAAAUGGGAAUACAGUCAUAUUAUAUUAUGGUACGUAAAUUUACAUAUAGCAGUUAAUAAGUGAACAGAAAGGUAAAUAUUAUUGAUAAAAAUACAGUGUUCCCACUGGAUAUUCGAAGAUAGACGCCUUUGGCCACAUCCCUUCCAAAUGAACAUUUUUAGGCACGCUACUAAUUACUAUAGUUCCGUAAACUCUUUGCUCCUCCUUUGCAACUUAAUUUCUUUAAUUCUGUACAAUUAUCUUUCUACGUAUCAAUCAUUACUAUUUGUUUCACGUAUUUCUUUUUUAGCGGUCUUAAACAUCCGAUAUGAUCUACGUUGCCUUUUUCUAUGACUCAUUUCGUUAAGCUAUCAUAAUGUAUUAAAUGUUGUACCAUGUUAUCCCUUCUGAUUUCAUAUAGUUACAUUAUACAUUAUGCAUGUUCCUAAUUUAAAAUCUACCUCAUUUAAAUGGAAAAAUAUGUAAAUUAUACCAUAUAAAAGAACGCCACAACCGCAUGUGCAGUUAGCGUCUUACAAUCGUACGACAAAGAAUUUUUUUUUUAGCCAACUUUGUGUUGUUAGUUUCAAUGUUAGAAUGAAUUGAUCUAUUAUCAAGCUUAAUGAUAAAAACAUCAUCUAUGCAACUACGUCGAUUUGUUUUGAUAUUUUAAUUUUUAAGUGAGUUAUGAGAUAAGUGAAAUAUCUAUGUGAAAAUUGUCAUUGUUUUAAUCAAUUUACCGUUAUAUGAUAUAUAUAUAUAUAUCAUAUAUUGUAUUGUUGACAAAGGAUUAUUAACUGGUCUCGGCUCAGAUUCGUUUUUUCGUUAGCAAUGGUUUAUCUUUAAAUAUCCGUCUGUAGCCUACUUUCCUCACUUCCCACCUCCAACAGUGGCUGCAUCCACGUACGGAGUAUGCCCGUCUUUUAAAACUAACGAAAUCGCCUACCAAUUUAAAAUUUUAUUAAUUUUAAUUCAACAAAUAUGCGUAUGUAAUUACGAUAAAAAAAAAAAGUUGCCAUUUAGAAUGCACUUGUAAAUAGAAAUUUAUGAGUUCGGUUUCACCCCGGGCUUCGAAAAUUCUAAGAACGUCCCUGACCGCCCCCCUCCCCCAAAGACGAAACUCCUAUAACGUGACGUGUUGUUACGCGAACGGAUAAAGGAAGCGACCCGUGCGUAUGCCGCGAUACUGAUCGAUUAUUAUUAUUAUAUUCGGGCCUGCGGAUUUGUCCUCUAGUCAUCUUCGGCAUUUUUUUCUCUGUUCCUUUCGUAAUAAACGCACCCUACACACGCGACUUACGUAAAAUAUAACGCGUUUCUCGUAUAUGUAUAUAUGUAUACGUAAUAUGUAUUUAUAUCUGAGUAUGACAUUAUUAUUAUAUCGAUCCUUCCGGUCAGGUGUAGUUUUAACCCGUGGAAUCGAAACAAUCACGUAACUCGAUUACCUACCUACCCGAUCGCGUGUUAUUGUAUUAAUCGUAAUAAUGCCGGUGUAUAAUUACAGGUUAAGCGGUGGCGUUAUUUGGGUUAGGUUUUUUUGUUUGGUGGGGAGGGGUGAACAAUUUUUCGAAAAUCAUAUAGAGGAGGUCUAGGAACUUAUUAAUUAGGACUUAUUUUCAGGAGCGAAAGUAUUUCAAAAGAAAAAAAGUUAUCACAAGCAUAAUAAUUUUUUAUUUGUAAAAUAUUAUAAUUUAGCAUCAGUCCUCUUGCUGGAUCUAUCAAUACAUUUCUGUGUAUAGUAAAUCCAUUCAAUCGAUUUUAACGAAUAAAAUAAUUAGUUAUUACUUAUUUCUAUUGAAAUUAUCAAUUAUACUUAGUAUACUUUUGAAAUUGUAUUGCGUAAGUGGCAAGUCAUUUUUAACAGUGUAAUCUUAGCGAUCAAUUAUCAUUUUGGUCAUCCCAUUGGAUCAAAUUUAAUAUAAAAAAAAAAAAAAAAAUUUAUAUUUAUAUUUAUAUUUAACACCUAAAAUUAGUUUCAAAAUUUUAUUUAAUCUUAAUGUUAAAAAAGAGACCUAGAGAGGGGGAUUCUAUAUUUAAAUGUCUCCCCCAUAAUUAGGACGCUGAUUGAGAGGUAGAUUGUUCGACUGUUCGAAUAUUUUGAUUGAUCGGAUAUUCAUAUUCUAUAUUUAGAUACAAAAGCAUGGACAUUUUAGUUUUUUAAUAAGCCUCGCUAUUAAUGUACUGCAUUUAGGUAAUCUGAAAUAUCAAAUAAAAGACACAGGAUACUGUCAUUGGCGGUUAGCAUAACUCUCAAAAUAACAGCUUAUCACUUUCGGGUAUCAAAGUUUAUAAUCUGUCGGUUUAUUCGUUGAUUCUCCUUUGUUUAUUUAUUACUAUUUUAACUUGUAUAGUGACGUAGUAACAAUCGAAAAACGUUUCGCGAUUAAUUGGAUCUUUUCGAUGAUUAGUUCUUGAGAAUUGUCAAUCGGUGUUAAAUUACGUUAUCGAACGGCUCUAGGUAUUGUAAUAUGUGUAAAAAAUAUCGGUGGCGAUAUUGUUUAAUUUUUUUAACUUUUUCACUAAAAGGGAACACGGGACGAGAUACGACGAGAUAAGACGGAACAUUUCGAUUUCCUCUGUAUUCAUUUAUAAUAAUAUAUACGUAAACAAAACCUUUUUUCGGAAUAUUUUUGGGAGGCCAAACACGGUCUCAGAAAAUCUGUUCGACACCCUGAAGGGUCUUAUAAUCUUUACUUUUAUACCUUGCAUUUAUGUACAGCGGCUGUUUAGAGAGGCAGUUUUCGUAUCUAUUCUAUUCGCCCUAACUAUUGUUCUGUAAACGCGCGAUAGGCAUGCAUUUUUACGCUUCGCAGUUAGACUUUAAAAACCUAAAAACAACAAAAUUAAUCAAAAAUUCAAAAUAUAUAAUUAUCGUACCACAAUAUCUUACACAAAGCGGUCAUAAUUAUACGAAAAACCAUAUUGUUAAAGAUCAGCUGACGGAAGCAUCGAUAUACUAUUGUAUUAAAUAAAAAUAAAAUUAUUUUGAGUGGAAAUCCCACGAAAACCACCGUCUUGUAACGUACGGAAUCUAAUAAAGGUCGGAAAUGAAAAAGAAUUCCAUCAUUUGAAUACGAGUCGCCGAAAAUAAAUUUGAAAAUUCAGCAUCGGCAGAUUGUCGAACACUCGGAAAACUCGGUCGUUUCGUAUUCGUUCCCGAGACGAUCUUCAACGGCGCGCGUGUUGGAGCGGUUGUGACGAAUCGCCGGUGGAGAGACGCAAGAAACGAUAUAUAUAUAUCACGCAUAGAAAAGAGGACGUAAAAAGGGGUGAGGGGCGGAAGCCAAUUUACGUGUCCAGGAGACCACUCAAUUCGAACACUGGUCAUUUUUCACCAGCCGGAAAAUCAUUUGUUAUAUUAUAGUGUUGUUCCGGAUCCACCGCCGUACUGUCGUAAAGGAUUCGACGACGCUAGAGCUGUUGCGGGUACUUUUGUCCCUCGUCGUUCGGCACCGGGCUUAUCGGCCGAAUUUGCCGCCCGAAUCCGUCGGAAAAUACCGUUUUCAACUUGGACAAGAACCGAAGACGUUUUGGUGAUUCUACCGUGGCAACAACCGUAA